Messenger RNA from Dioscorea cayenensis subsp. rotundata (Guinea yam), 531 nucleotides. RefSeq names its product putative invertase inhibitor. The transcript has a single exon. NCBI's taxonomy places the organism in Eukaryota, Viridiplantae, Streptophyta, Magnoliopsida, Dioscoreales, Dioscoreaceae. The record is from RefSeq and is a predicted model, not a curated record. The coding region runs from base 1 to 531 and encodes 176 amino acids. Gene Ontology annotation, biological process: negative regulation of catalytic activity. Gene Ontology annotation, molecular function: enzyme inhibitor activity.
AUGAUCAUCUCCAUGCCCAUGCAGCAGCAACAACAAGAAGUCAAAGACAUCAAGAUAACAUCAUCAUCAUCAUCAUCAUCAUCAGAUGAAGAAGAUCUAAUCUCAAAGACAUGCAACCAAACCUCCUACUCCGACGUCUGCAUGGCAACCUUCCUCAUCUCCAACUACACCAACACCACCAUCCAUGACCUCGCCUUUAUCUCCAUCAACGCCACCGCCGCAUACGCUGCCAACACCUCCGCCGUCAUCGCCGCCAUUCGUAACGGCUCCGCUGAUUUCUCGGAGCAGUGCCUUAGUGAUUGUUUGGAGCAGUAUGGGGAUGCGGUGGAUGAGCUCCAUGAGUCAAUGGUGGCGCUGGGGAGUUGUGAUUAUGAAACGGUCAACGUGAAGGUGUCGGCGGCGAUGACCAAUUCAGACACGUGUGAGGGUGGGUUUCAGGAUGAAGGUGUGUCGUCGCCGUUGACUGAAAGGAAUGAGCUUUUCUUUAAGCUUUGCAGCAACUCUUUGGCUAUUGUCAAGCUUCUUGUUUGA